AUCAUUCGUUGAAGCAGUAAUCUACUCCUACGAAACUCACGAUGCCUGAUCCCGUGAAAGCGCCGAAGAAGGGCUCAAAGAAAGCCGUUUCUAAGAGCGUCUCCAAGACCGGCAAGAAGAAGAGGAAGACCAGGAAGGAGAGCUACGCCAUCUACGUGUACAAGGUCCUGAAGCAGGUCCACCCCGACACCGGCAUCUCGUCCAAGGCCAUGCUGAUCAUGAACUCGUUCGUGAGCGACAUCUUUGAGCGCAUCGCCGGCGAGUCCUCCCGUCUGGCUCACUACAACAAGCGCUCCACCAUCACCUCCAGGGAGAUCCAGACCGCCGUCCGCCUGCUGCUGCCCGGUGAGCUGGCCAAGCACGCCGUGUCUGAGGGCACCAAGGCCGUGACCAAGUACACCAGCUCCAAGUAAACCCGCUGAUACACCAGCAACACAAAGGCCCUUUUCAGGGCCACCCACUAUUUAGACUAAGAGCUCUCUUCCUGCUUCUCAACAGUCUAUAAGCAGAUCCUUGUCACAGCCAGCCUCUCAGCAACUUAAAUUACUUGGCUUCUCCAACUUGGAGACUUUGUCUGUAGUUAUCAUGCUAUAUUAAAAUGCUACUGCAGAAGCUC
Messenger RNA from Micropterus salmoides (largemouth bass), 616 nucleotides. RefSeq names its product histone H2B 1/2-like. The record is from RefSeq and is a predicted model, not a curated record. Gene Ontology annotation, cellular component: nucleosome. Gene Ontology annotation, molecular function: DNA binding; structural constituent of chromatin; protein heterodimerization activity. The transcript has a single exon. Bases 42 to 413 code for a protein of 123 amino acids. NCBI's taxonomy places the organism in Eukaryota, Metazoa, Chordata, Actinopteri, Centrarchiformes, Centrarchidae.